Gregarina niphandrodes is the source of this 300-nucleotide messenger RNA. RefSeq names its product putative Gag-pol polyprotein. The transcript has a single exon. The record is from RefSeq and is a predicted model, not a curated record. Lineage: Eukaryota; Apicomplexa; Conoidasida; Eugregarinorida; Gregarinidae. Bases 1 to 300 code for a protein of 99 amino acids.
AUGCAGGAGCAAGACGGCCAAGAAGUGCCCCUGGAGUAUGCAAGCCGUAAGUUGUCGGACACAGAACGAAGGUGGGAUACCCGAGAGAGGGAGCUCUACGCCAUCAAGUACGCGCUAGAGAAAUGGCGAGACUACCUCGGCCUAGAGAAGUUUGUGGUACGGACGGAUCACAACAACCUCAGAUACCUAGCGACGGCCCACACGGGCAAGGCCCAGCGUUGGGCAUUGUACCUAGUGCGAUUUAACUUCGAUAUAGAGUUCCUACAGGGAAGUCAGAAUAACGUUGCCGACUGGCUUUAG